CCCGCCGCCGCACUGGUCGUCGUGCCGGCCAGCCACCGCCGUCGGCUCCUCCCGUCGUCGCAGCGCCGGCCGUCGCCGUCUACUCCGCCCGUCGCCGUGCUCUCUCCUCGUCGCGGCGCCCUUCCUCUGGCCACCUGCCGGCGCCGGCGCUGCCGUCUACGUGCGGGCCCCCGGUCGGAGUCGGGGCCUGGGCCGGGGGAGGAAGUAGGGAGUCGGGGCCCUGGACCAACCCGGUAUCGUAGUCCACAUCUUUACCAAGGUGCUAACCAGUCACAUGCAUAACCAUGACUUCGGAAGACGGAGACAUUUCAGCUUGGCUCUCUGAACCAAGUAUUCCUGAAGAGCAGCCUGAGGCUUCUGAAUUUGAUGAUGUCGUCCCUGCAAUUUUGGAAUCAAUUAGAUCAAAUGAGAAGGCAUUUGAACCUUCACCGGAGGAGGCUGCCUGGGCUGAUUCUUGUUUUGUGCAGACAUCUGAGCUUUCAGAUAAUGACUGGGGAGCGAUGAAGAAAGCUCUUCUUAAUGCCCUUGAAAAGCCAACAGAAAUACCCAACGACACUUCUGAAAUUGUGCAUGAACAAGGUGCCCAUGCAAUUUUAGAGGCCAAACCUCACUCUCUCCCUCCUGAAAUUGUUUCUCAGCGUGAUGACAUGCAAAUGGAGCAAAAGGACAAUAGUGAUGAUGACACAGACACUACUGAAGCUUCUGAAGUUGCUAAUGUAAUUAGGGGUGCAAAUGAGCAUGGUAAGCAAAUGGAUAGAUAUACCGCAAGAUCUGAAGAUGGUGAUGAGGUAGCUUCAUCUGAAGUUCUUGAGCAGACAGAGUCAAGAGAAACUAUAUUUAAGGUGUGGGAUCUGGAUGUGUCAUUGUCCGAUGAUGAGGAUGAGCUUGAACUCAUCAAAGAUCUGAAGAAACUCCUGAAGGACAACCCUGAGGAGCCUGAAUUUCAACCUCCCGGUGGCACAUCCAAGACAUUGAGCCAGAUAACCAUUGAUGAGCUAGCGGCAGACUUGAAGGACUUAUCAUUGCAGCAAACCAUCGAGUAACACAUUCCCUAAGAUAUUUCUGUGUCGGGCAUUUUUACCAUCCCAAAUGAACCGUGCUUGGCUCUCUAGCUAACAGGGCAGAUGACUUAAGUCGAAGGUUGUGUGUUUGUCAGAAUUAGCUUGACUGUUUCGCUGUUCUUUUGAACCUCGACCUUUUCUUUAAGAACCAUGUGGACUCUUAGUAGGUAGCAGUAAAAAGUUCAAUUAUCUUUUUAAUCUGCGUGUAUUAAACCAUAGCUGGGACUUGUAAAACUGACUUGUGCUACGGAAUGGCGUUGUUUUGCGCUCGUCCUCAAAUCUGCCCAUCCCAAGGGUUGUCAGGUCAGUUUGCGUCUCAUCUUUUCACUUUUGAUU
Messenger RNA from Oryza brachyantha (malo sina), 1397 nucleotides. RefSeq lists its product as uncharacterized. The transcript is spliced from 2 exons. The record is from RefSeq and is a predicted model, not a curated record. Bases 285 to 1043 code for a protein of 252 amino acids. NCBI's taxonomy places the organism in Eukaryota, Viridiplantae, Streptophyta, Magnoliopsida, Poales, Poaceae.